AUGAUCAGCGAAAGGCCCGAAUUCCUUCCGGAGAUUAACGACGCUCAACCAGAUGGUCUCAACCUCGAAAUCCCCACAACCAUGUUGCUCGACGCUGCUCGAGCACUACACGAGGUGGUUACCGGCAGCAUGGCGUCGCUGUCGAUAACGCAAAGAACUCAGCUUGACUACGAAUCGACCUCGCUAUCAAACGUUGCGGGAUUCUCAGAGGUUCGAAGAAGCGGAAAAACAUGCUCGCACUCUGACAUCAGUCCGCUUCAAACCGCCGCAAAAUCUACGCUUUUGGUGGUACAGUACCCAUGCUACGCUAAUCCAGCACAAGGGCUCUCUGGCUUGUGA
Messenger RNA from Coprinopsis cinerea okayama7#130, 339 nucleotides. RefSeq lists its product as hypothetical. The coding region runs from base 1 to 339 and encodes 112 amino acids. The record is from RefSeq and is a predicted model, not a curated record. NCBI's taxonomy places the organism in Eukaryota, Fungi, Basidiomycota, Agaricomycetes, Agaricales, Psathyrellaceae. The transcript has a single exon.